AUGUCUACCACACUCGUUACCAGUCGAACACGACAAUCGACUACUACGCCCACUUCAACGCGAAGAAGUAUUGCUACAUCUAGCACCAGCUCAACACCAAGACCAGGACCAUCCACAUCGACCACAACCACCACACCCACAACAUCUUCAUCGCCAACAAGCACAUCACAAAGCAACCUGGCAUCCGAAUUCGCCACCAGUCAACUUGAAACGGAUGACCGAAGUCCCAGCCCUACAGAAGCUUCACUUCAAUCUAGUUCUCCCUACACCAACACCCCAGUCAUCGCAACAUGUUCUACGAACAGUGAUUGUGCAUACAACAAGAUAUGCUCCAAUGAGAGAUGUGUCACCAUGGACAGUGCGGCUCCAUUUGGAGGAGCCGAUUCCAGCUCACGGCUAACCACUGGAUCCGCUAUUGGAAUGGGAACAGGACUUGUUGCCCUUUUGAUGCUGUUAACAGGAAUCGCGGUCUGGAUAUUGAAACGUCGGGCACGGAGGCCUCGCAACCAGUCAAUUGAAGCGCCCAUACAAUCUCGUAGCAGAACCACUUCCGAUGCGACAGAUCAAAAAACCCUGGUGGCGUCAAUGCCGAAUAGUCCCCAAUACCCGCCCUUCAACUCUCAGAGUGCUAUGAAUCCGGGACUUUUCGCUAGGGUUGUAGUGCCUCAGGAAAUCAAGGAGGUUGCAAGCAGCAGACAUGGGUCAAUGGACAGAAAGGCACUACCGCUCCUUCCCCUUCCACAACUUCCCCUUCCGCCGGUACCAAAGGAGACCAAGAUCUACGCACUCAACGUCAGUAUCAACAAGAGCAUGAUCAUGGACGAAGACAUGAUGCAAGCCGUGAGCCCCAUGCGGGGCAACGAUACUCCACGCGGUUGUGCAACGCCGCGUGAUCGCGCACCACGGUACAAGUUCGAAGAAUAUGUUCCACCUGCUGCCAAUGCUCCUCCACCCAUUGCAAUUUCAAGAACACCUGCUUCUGAAUCCCAAAGUUCAGAGUACGAACUCGCGCAGUAUCCGAAGAAGGAACAGCAGAGUGAGGCUGUCCCAUUACCAGAUGGGGGUCCAAACGGCGGACUAGAGCCGUUAAGUCCUGUCGUCGAGACGUUUACGAGCUCGGACAGCAAGGCGCGCCAACUCUCCUUGCCGGACCUUCCACCCCCUAGUCCAAGCUUCAGCUUCCGUUCAUACGACUGGUACCAGGAUAUCAUAGAAGAACCGUCAAAUGGAAAUGGUGCACGAACACCCACACAGGCCAAGUUUCCUCAGACGCUUUCACUUUUCCCUCAGAGUACGCCCAGAAACAUGGACCUGGGCGUAUUACCAGAGCCUUCUUCGCCCGGUGCAUCUUCUAUUGCAUCAGGCACGCAUUUACAUCCAAGCUCGGCGGCCAUGUUGAGCCCCACGAGCCCCAACUUUCGCUUAUCACCAACUGUUUAUACCCCGCCACCCCGGCAAUCAUCGCAACCACAACCACCACCACAACCGCAACAACAUGUACAAAAACAAAAGACGCAAACAAAGAGCUCAUUACGAACAUCGGCAGUCAGUGCUGUGAGUCACAAGACACGUGAAUCCAGAAGCUGGCUCCCUGCUGAGGGACUUUACCUUGCCGACGAGGGCGGCCUUACUCGAUAUUUGACUUUCCGCAGAGGGAACGAAGACAGCAGACCAACAAGUUAUUCACCUUUAGCGUGA
This is a messenger RNA of Bipolaris victoriae FI3, 1698 nucleotides long. RefSeq lists its product as hypothetical. Bases 1 to 1698 code for a protein of 565 amino acids. Lineage: Eukaryota; Fungi; Ascomycota; Dothideomycetes; Pleosporales; Pleosporaceae. The transcript has a single exon. The record is from RefSeq and is a predicted model, not a curated record.